GUAAAACAGACGUAUAUGUUCCGUCCAGCAGGCGGCGCUGUUUCCGGUUGCAUCAACCACUGAAGCAGCUGCAGAAGAAGAAAACCCGGAAGUAAACACAUGAACGCAUUUGAACCGAAGCGGUAACGUGAGGCGAGAUGGAAGCGACCGACUUCCAGGACGCUUUAGACGACUGGUUCAUCGAGUCCCUGAAGACGUACAAAGACCUCCACGUGUAUCAGCUGGAGCAUCCCACUCAGGUGCUGGAGUGGACCUCAGGGAGGACUGUGUGCGUCGCAGGACACGAACCCUCCAGGAACGAAAUCCUCGAGCUGCAUUUGCCUCGGAAACUGUUCGCUGAUGAAAAUAAGGGACUCUGUGCAGAGCGGGACUUCAAAGUAGACCACGGUGGGUUCACGGACGGUCCGGUCCGCUGCCUCGCACACGUCCCGGGAACCAGGUGCGUCGUCACCAACGACGGGCUGACCUCCGACCUUCAGGUGUGGAGUGUAGGAGGAGACGAGAGCGACGCGAUCCGGCUGACGGGGCGUGUCGAGGGGAGGAGUAACCGGAGGAGGAGGAGCUUACCGGACGCAGUCUGCAGGGUGGCGGCUGCUCGCUCCUCUCGGGUUCUGCACGGCGCUGUGAGCGGCGACGUGCGCGUGACCGAGCUGACCUCGGGUCGGGUCCUCUACACGCUGGACACCGACUCGGACGAACCCCUGAGCUCGUUGCGUUUCGCGGGCGACGCGGUCUUCCUCGCCGGCUGCUCCAACGGGAACGUCUACGUGGCCGACACCCGGACCCCCGCCCCGCCCGGGCUCCACCCCCCGCCGACGUCCCCGGGCGACCCCGCCCUCUGGCAGACGGAGGCGUCCCCCGGCGGCGCCGUCCUGCGGCUGUCGGCGUGCGGUCGGGCCGUGGUGUCCGACCCGAGGAGCCCCAGGGGGGCCGCAGGCCGGGCUCGGCUGGAGGUCCCGCCGGGGGGCCGCGGCCCGCAGGGGGGCGUGUCGUGGGCCCCGGCGCUGGACGGCUGCAUCUCGGUGUCGGGGUUCGGUGCAGCGGUCCGGAUCUACGACACCUCCGUCUGGCCGACGGAGCCGCUGGACGUCCCGCCGCUGUUUGAGCACCGCGGGCACGCCGUUUAUUCGCAACCCGCCGCCGCCGACGUCUUCGUCACGGCCCACGCGUGGCACCCCGAGCGGCCUCGGACGCUGCUGUCCGCCGCCUCAGACGGGUCGGUCCACCUGUGGGACUGGGUGGACCCGCUCUCACAGUGAAGAACCGACGUCCAGAGAGAAGUCAAAUCGAGGAGGGAACAAUAAAGCUUGUGAUGAAAAUGGAACAAAUUCAUGAGUACUUUUUACAGGUGCAGUAUUUUAAAACUGAGUAUAUAGAUAUUCUUUAAUAUGUUAUCAUAUUAAGUUAAGGCUAACAUACUUAAUAAGACCUAUUUUUAUUUUUAACUCCAAUUAUAUGGAAUCAUAAAUAAAAUGU
This is a messenger RNA of Pungitius pungitius (ninespine stickleback), 1476 nucleotides long. RefSeq names its product WD repeat domain 73 (gene wdr73). The transcript is spliced from 8 exons. The record is from RefSeq and is a predicted model, not a curated record. Gene Ontology annotation, biological process: cytoplasmic microtubule organization. The coding region runs from base 138 to 1259 and encodes 373 amino acids. Gene Ontology annotation, molecular function: protein binding. Lineage: Eukaryota; Metazoa; Chordata; Actinopteri; Perciformes; Gasterosteidae. Gene Ontology annotation, cellular component: cytosol; spindle pole.